GGCAAGGGGUUAAAUCACGUGUGCGCCUGUGAACUUAUCACUGAGGCCCAUAAAAAAGUGUAAUUUGAAGAAAGAGAACAAAGAAAUGAGCGAGUAUAAAAUCCCCCUGCGAGACACUUCUCCGUCCAUUUCUUCUGCCCGCUAUCCCCCAAGCUGUGUUCCAGCCCGGUCAAACUGCGAGUCUGCUCCGAAUCAAAAGAUGAUGCUGCUUCCUUUGGUUUACUGUAGCGUCUUUGCAUAUCACCUCUUGCUCUGCAUUCAUUCUCUGCCAGUACCGGAGGGGAGAGCCAGCAACAGGUACAAAGCGGUGCCGGGAUGGCCUCAGAAGACCCACAACUAUGGCCUAAAGAAGAGGGGCAGGUUUGGCCAUACUCAGGACACGCUGAAGGAACGACCGCGCCCGUCAGGAAGUGUCUAUCCAGAGACUAUGCUUCCCGGGAAUGGAACAGAGUUGGUCUGGAACCGGCCUCGCUGCGGUGUUCCAGACUAUCCUACUCAGAAGCAAGGUGUCAUCUCGGACUACCACAUGCGGAAGGGAGAAACCUUUGGAGGAAAGCAGCGUCAGAAGCGAUUCGUUCUCUUUGGGGGGCGCUGGGACAAGACUGACCUCACCUACAAGAUCAUGCGCUUCCCCUGGCAGCUGUGUAAGGAGAAAGUGCGUCGAAUCCUACAGGAGGCGCUGCGUGUGUGGAGUGACGUCACGCCCCUGAAGUUUACCGAGGUCAGCAGUGGGAGAGCUGACAUCAUCAUCGACUUCACCAGGUACUGGCAUGGUGACAACCUGCCCUUUGAUGGUCCUGGAGGCAUUCUGGCUCAUGCCUUUUUUCCCAGAACUCACCGGGCAGGGGACAUCCACUUUGACUAUGACGAGAGUUGGACAGUUGGCAACAGCAUGGGCACAGACCUCCUGCAGGUGGCGGCCCAUGAGUUUGGCCACGUCCUCGGCCUCCAGCACUCCCUGGUCGACGGAGCCGUCAUGUCCCCAUUCUACAGCUUCUCAUACCCGUUGGGUCUGAGUGACGAUGACAAGCAGGGCAUCCAACACCUCUACGGCCCACCGCGGAAAGCCCCGCCUGUCAUCACAGAGACCAAUGAGAUCGAAAACACUGUGCCGGACCCCUGCAGGACUAACUUUGACGCAGUGUCCAUGAUCAGGGGCGAGCUGUUCUUCUUCAAGUCCCGCUAUGUGUGGCGUAUCCGCGACGGCCGACUGCAGGUUGGGUACCCGGCGCUAGCAACGCGCCACUGGAGGGGGAUCCCCAAUAACAUUGAUGCGGCCUAUGAAGACAAGACUGGAAACAGCUGGUUCUUCCAAGGUGACAGUUACUGGGUGUUUGACGCGGAGAGGAAGAUCACUGGGCCGGACUCGUUGAGUCGGCUGGGCCUCCACGUGUCGGACAUCCAGGCAGCCCUCAUGUGGGGCGAGGACAAGGCCCAGAAGACUUACCUCUUCAAGUCGGGCACCUACUGGUGCUUCAGCCCCCUGGAGAACCGGGUGGAGACAGCCCACCCGCGCAGCAUGCAGGACUGGAGGGGCAUCCCCAUGGACAUCGACGCCGCCUUUCAGGACCGAUAUGGAUAUGCUCAUUUCCUGAGUGGGAUACAGUAUUGGAAGUUUGACCCGGUGGAGAUGAAGGUUCUGGAAGGAUACCCACGCUAUAUCGGCAUGGACUUCUUUGGCUGCCCGCUUCCUAUUAUCGAUAAAGCCCAGGAAGAGUCCGUAUCGCCCCAAGAGGUGAAUGGAAUAUCACGGCCAAAUUAAUUUGUUUGUGCUUAAGACUGAUGUCGUUCCAGUGGGACUUUAGACUGAUAUAAUUUCAUCAUUGCGUGACAUCAACAGGUUGACUGCAGCUGUUGGUCUAUUAGAGGUGAGGACUUGGUUGAAACCUUCAUUAUGAACCCAGUCUGAGGUCCGUGGCUGUCUGAAGACCACUAGAAAUUGAGGUCAUAUUUCAAUGGAUGAAUUGGGUAUACCAUCCACAAUAUGAUAUUUGCUGGUGUAAAAUCGAUGCACAGGCUUUCAGAGAUACGUUAAAGAGCACACGGCCAGCUAACUGAAAAUAAAUCUAUGUACGCAACUGGUAACUGUAAAUGGACAUCUUCAUUCAAGAUAAGUAACUUCAACACUUUAGUUAUUGACCAUCAUAACGCAAUCAAUCAAUAGCCAGCUUUUUGUCUCAAGACAAAUGCUUACCUCUUAUUGCAUCGAAUAAUAAGUAGUGGAAUGUUAUUUUAUUUACUUGUAUUUGCCUUUGUUCUGUACCAGAGGCCAAUGACUAUUACAAAGGUUUUGUAUAGCCUCUUUAACCUACUAUUGAACAGUGGCAUUUUCAAAUCAUUAGAAACAGUAGUUAGAGUAUUAUUUCAAUACUGUAUGAGUACUUUUCUCUUUUAAAACGUCAACCGGUGUACUAGAAAAGUGAGGUGACAAUUCCAUGUUUCUUAUUGGUGCUCAUCACCCCAUCAACAGCCAAUGAUACUCUUCUCAGGAAAUGCACAUUUAACAAACUAUAGCCUCUGCUGAAUAUAUAUAUAUAUAUUUUACUUGAUAUAUAGCCUUCAUUCUUAUUUAUUGUUGUUUAUGUGUUGUCAAACGUUUUUUAUCCACAGAUGAGUCUCAAGCAUUUUCCCGCUUUCUUUUCUGCCAUUGUUUCGACAAAACCUAUCAGGUGUAGCAGUGUAAACCUAUUUGACAGGGACCCACAUUUUCUCUCCAGCCUCAUUGAGCUUUCUAUUUCACACACAGGUGCUCAAACAGACUCAACGAGGAAGGUAAACGUGUACCUCAAAUAAAGUGCUUUGCCUUUAACACUUAAAGGUACAUUACACUCCAAAAUCAACGUUUGUCAGAUGUUUUGAUACCUUAAAAGUAGUGUUCUGUUAACGUAAAUCCACGACCUAGGACAUCUGUUUUCUACAUCCCGCUAUAUGCCACAAUCCAAAAUGAAUGGAAACGAUAAGCUUAUCUUUUCCAUUUAUUUGCGGUUGAUGCAUAUAGCUAGAGGGUUGUGAAUUCAUCCUGACUUUAGUCUAGUUUUGAGGCCUGAAGAUGUAUGACAAAGUUUGAUUUUGGAGUAUAAUGUCCCUUUAAAACAACAUUGAUAUGAUUUUACAGUGGUGGAAGCCAAGCAUUGCAUAUCAACAGUUGUCACAGUGAUACCUCAUCAGGUAAAACGUCCUUCAUGCUCUUCUCUGACUACUCCAGGAUGGUCCUGUAAACUUUAUUCAUGUUGUAGUGUGCAGCCAUUUGUCAUGCAGCUAGCGUCAAUGAAAAAGUAAUUGGUGCUGCAGUGUAUCAGUGCAGGCCACUGAUACCAUUUCCUCACUUUUUUUGAUACAUUGUGAUCUGUCAUUGAUUGCAAGAUAACUAUUUCACAUAGCUGAGGUGAAAGAGCCUUCACUUGCACGGGUUAUUUUUGGCUACAGAGCAUUGUCUGUUGAAAUGUCUCCCAAACACAGUUUUUUAACCAUGUGUAUGUAAGUAUCCCAGAUAUCAAUCUAACCAUCCACCUUUCCUAUGAUUUUUUUUUUUUUACGUAAAUAUAUUUUAUACUAUGUAAAUAUUUCUUUUUUUAUAAAUGCUGUAUAAUACUUUGA
This is a messenger RNA of Coregonus clupeaformis (lake whitefish), 3597 nucleotides long. Its product is annotated as stromelysin-3-like. Gene Ontology annotation, biological process: proteolysis; extracellular matrix organization; collagen catabolic process. The record is from RefSeq and is a predicted model, not a curated record. Bases 86 to 1762 code for a protein of 558 amino acids. Lineage: Eukaryota; Metazoa; Chordata; Actinopteri; Salmoniformes; Salmonidae. Gene Ontology annotation, cellular component: extracellular matrix. Gene Ontology annotation, molecular function: zinc ion binding; metalloendopeptidase activity. The transcript is spliced from 8 exons.